UUAUGCCAGUAAAUUUCAACGAAAAAUUCGACUUUGUUGCAUACUUUGAGCAGUGUACGAAAUUUUUAACAGAGUACAAAUGGAUUUUCGAAAGUUCCAAUACCAAAUUUGUGCAAGCGGGCAUUUUGGAGGAGUUUCCAAAACCAUGGAUCGGUGACCUGGACUCGACCGCGAAUGAGCAGUUCAAUCGCAUUCCGCUCGGAUAUGUGAACCAAGAUUGGAGUAGCAGUUUUCAAACCUUUCUAAAUCGGCUGAAAGGGUUGAUCAUAAACUAUGACCGGUUAGAGGCGUGUUCCGUUAAAGGACCGAACCUGAAAGGAGUUAGUCCCAAGAAGAUGUACGAAAUUGAGAAUCUUACUUCGGUUAUUGGAGGAAUUUGCAACAACGGUGAAGUGCUGUUGGACUUUGGAUCUGGAUUGGGCUAUCUCAGUCAAAACUUACACUCGAAACACGGUUUCACUGUUCUUGGUAUCGAUGGAGAUGCCUAUCGAGUAACGGAAAGUCAAAACCGUCAAGCGAGGUUAUUUCCGCAGUCUGCUAGCCAUGUUAAGUUUCUCAACCAUAUCAUUGAAGCGAGCUCAUUUCAGCAUUUGAAAUACUUAGCUGCUGCCAUGUUCAAUCGCGUAACGGAACCAAAUCUGGCUAUUGUUGGUCUCCAUGCAUGUGCAGAUCUUUCGAUAGAUGCCAUCAAAAUGUUUCUCGACAAUGAUGCAGUCAACAAAUUAGUCAUCAUGCCUUGCUGCUAUCAUAAGCUGAAACCAACAGACGAGGCUUGUACCACAUUUGAACAGUUCCCUGUCAGUAGUCAACUGCGGGAGAUUCUGAAUAACAGCAGCAAUAGUUUUCUUGGCAGACCUUUUCUUCGAUUAGGAUGCCAGCAAACGUCUGCUAGGUGGGAAACAAUGAAUGAAGAGGAGCAUGAACUGCAUGGCAAGUCGAUGUUUGAGCGGAGCCUGGUGGAAGCGGUUCUCACCACUGAUGAAUUCGUGAAAAUUAAAAAAUCUUCGGGUAGAGAUGAGUCAAAUUUGUUGGAAAAGUAUUUGCUUUUUCACAAAUCGGAUCCGCAAACUAAUAUGGCAUGGACCAGUGAACAUAUCGAAAGAUACGAAAAACUAUUCGUGAAAUACCCGACCGGAGGUCGGUUGGCCGAAUAUUUGACUUGUCUUCAGACCUGCUUACAGUCUGUCUGUGAAAAUUUGAUUUUACUGGAUCGUAUUUGUUACAUCCAAACCGAAGCAAACCAAAGAGACAUAAACUUGAACGUAAAAUUAGUAAAAUUUGCCAACGAAAGCUUGUCUCCACGAUGUUCGGUUAUAUUGGCGCAUAAAAAUGCUUGUAGGUGACGAUGUACUACAUAGUAUUGUACCUAAAUGUUUAGAAAGAAUGUGCCACGAAUUCUCUCCUGAUAAUAGAAAUGUGCUGAGUGCUCUAUUGUUAAUGUUGGAGUAUCCCGACUUCCGGUGGUUCUCAUCGGUUGAUAACUUUUACUUAUAUAAAAGAAGGUUUAUUAGGUACCUACCUUUUUAUGUAACUGCUGUACAGAGAAAUCACUCGAUCCGUUGUAUGUUGGGCAAUUAUUGCGUGACUUUCCACUUUGAUAGCUCCCAUUAUGCAAAACAACACCGUUUGACGUUUUGAUAUGCCCGACUGCUUUGGUCAAUAGAAAUGGUUUCUAUGGUUAUGACAAUGCUGCAAUGUUUGGACUGUUGAUUCUUGGAGUUCGAAUUUAGAAUCUUAGUUAUAGAAAGGAUAGUAUAUCUAGCAUACUUAUACCUAAUUAAAACAAAUUUGGAGUAAAUUUUGGUCAAAUUUUGAAUUUCCGAAUUUCAUUUUUAGAAAGUCCGGCACUGCAGGUUAUAAAAACAACCAUGAGACCUCUCUAAUUUACAGGCCAUUGGGAGGCUCCUUUUUCACAGUCGCUCACUUUGCCUGACAGGUGCAUGGCGCCUCCAUCAAGUUCAAAGAACAAUGCGGACGCAAGGUAGCACUUGAGCUUCCAAAACUAACGAAUUAUUGGAAAUUUGAGAGAACUGCCCCAAAUUAACACCGCUUUUAUUCGUCGAGUGUUUUUACAAAAAGCCAAUCCGGUAUCAAAAAUACUGCGUUUUUCUUUGAAAUAAGUUUCAAACAUAAAAACUAGUAGCGUGAUAUUAUAGUGUUAAGUCGAGUGAAACGUACCUACAAACUGUGUAACUUUUAUGAUAACUAAUUUUAUUCGAUAAAUCGACUAGCAGCAAAUAAGACAGCGACCAUUUUAGCGCAAAGUUAUCAGUUUUGUCUGUUUAUGCUUUAGUUUUCUCUUGAUUUUCAUGACUGCGCAAAUUUUACAAUGCUGAUUUUAGACUUGGGAUUUUUAUUUGAAAUCACAUAUCGGCUUUUCCCCCUAUGAAUGUAGUAAAUUACUAAAUAAAUAGUAUAUAAUAUAUAAUAUGCACCUACAUAGCAUAGUUUUUACAUUGUAUAGUUCGACGGCCCUACACGCGUGAGUAGAAUGCUGGCUGUUAGGAUUAUGCGCCCGUCGUCGACUGCAGUCCCUUAUCGCUAGCUGAUAAUGGUAUGAUAAAUUUUUGUAUACGUUUAUUUUGAUAUAAUUAGAAACUAUGUUUACGCUAGUCGCUUCGUAACUGAUGGACGAAUAUAUUUUUCUGUUUCGAUCUCACUACUUACGACAACUACAGAGCUCUAGUUUUCUAUCAUUAGUUUAAUAGUUCAAAG
Sabethes cyaneus is the source of this 2715-nucleotide messenger RNA. Its product is annotated as methyltransferase-like protein 25B. The record is from RefSeq and is a predicted model, not a curated record. The transcript has 3 exons. Bases 3 to 1343 code for a protein of 446 amino acids. NCBI's taxonomy places the organism in Eukaryota, Metazoa, Arthropoda, Insecta, Diptera, Culicidae.